GAUUGCGCAAGCUUCAACAUCACCAGCUCGCAUCUUGUGAUUUGUUUCCAUGACACUCACGUAACUGCCUAACUCUUCUCCCUACUUCUCCCUCUUCUUAGCCUCAGCUCCCUGCCCGAGCCGCUGCCUGGAGCGCACGUGCGACGAAUCCUCUUCCCCGCGAGACUCAAAAUCCACGCAUCGCGACACUUCCGUCUUCGUCCAACUCAGUCCCGACUCUUGAUACAGCUUCUCCCCGUCAAUCAGCAGCUAUGGAAAUCUCCGAUAUCUUCCGCAUUGUUAACUUGGCCGUGGCGGGUAUCACCGUUCUGGGGGGCGUUUUCCACAUCUUCCCCGUUGGCUUUCAGAACCUCGUCAUCGGUAUCUAUAUGAUUGUAUUUGGUCUUGCUAUUGCACUUCUAGAGUUCCAAAUCCCCCCUCAAGUUUCGAGAUACGCCAACUUCCUCUUUUCCUUUAUUGGCCGUGGUAUCUUCUAUAUCCUUCUCGGAGGCCUUCUUCUCGGCAGUCGCCUUAUUAGCAACUUAGCUGGUGGUGCUGUUGGUAUCAUCGGUGUCGGCUACGUCGCCCUCGAGUUCAUUCCCUCGAUCGAACCCCCUAGCAACAUGCGAGAAGCUGAUGUCGGCUGGGGUGCCGAGCAAGUCUAAACGCCAUUACUGGCAAGACUAAGCAAUGAGGAGCAUGACCCUCCUAUUUGCGCAAGAUUACAGGUCAUAUAACAGAUAUACUGGGAUUGUGUUCCUCUUUCCGCGUGUUGUAAUAACGCACGGUUCAGAUAAACUCCUCUCAAGGAUCAUUACGGAGAUAGAGUCUACGGCGUGAGAAUGGAAGGGUACGGGAGGUUCCUAUGUGUUACACCGCAAG
This is a messenger RNA of Trichoderma harzianum CBS 226.95, 861 nucleotides long. RefSeq lists its product as hypothetical. The transcript is spliced from 5 exons. Gene Ontology annotation, cellular component: Golgi membrane. Gene Ontology annotation, biological process: vesicle-mediated transport. Bases 252 to 644 code for a protein of 130 amino acids. NCBI's taxonomy places the organism in Eukaryota, Fungi, Ascomycota, Sordariomycetes, Hypocreales, Hypocreaceae. The record is from RefSeq and is a predicted model, not a curated record.